AAUAGGUCUUAUAAAAGAUUUAAGAGAACAGUUUUCACAUAAAUUUGAAGUUAAAAAAGGGGUUGAAAAAUCUUGUAAAAUUAAACAUAAGGCACAAACAAUUAAUACAGAAUUUCAUAAAAUCAUGACACCCCCGUUUCCAGAAACGGUUAAAAAGAAGAGGUUAAAAAGCGAGUAUCUCAACCUGAUACCAACUGUUAAGGGCGAGCCUGAAGUGUUAGCAAGGUUCAUUGGUAUUUGUCAAAAAUCAAAAAUUACAUAGUGAUGAAUCUGGGCGAUUUUCAAAAUGAGUAUUUAUUAGCAAGUUUCAAUUCGAAAAUUGAGGGACCGGCGGCGGAAAUAGACUUCAACUCAGGCGCAAGUAGUUGGCCUGAAAUAAAAAAUGCAUUGUUAACCAGUUACUCAGACAAGAGGGACAUUUACACCCUAGUCCUUGAACUUUCGGAAUUAAAACAAACUAACGAGAGUCCUUUUCAAUUUCUUGAAAAGAUUCAAAAACUUUUAAAUCUACAAAUUAGUUAGGUGAUGAGACACGCUGGACGAAUGACGACGAACGUCCGCGGCCGGAAAUUUUGGAGGCAGAAGAGAGCGCGAGGUGGACGAAACACACGUUUUGAUAUAUGGCGCUGAUACAGAGUCAGCUGGAGGCAGUUCUUUAAGUAUUAACUCUUGACAGUCAACUCAAUUCGAGUCCAAGACUUUGGCUAAAUGACUGAGCCCGGUUGACUGAACCUUUUCGUUAUUACCAAUUAUCCCUUUUGGUUUUCCAAUAAGAGGAGCGGGAAGGAAGAGCAAAAUCCGUUGGGCCUGCAAGGGUUGAUCCUGAUGACCUGGCCGCCCGCGCGACAUCUCGUAAUUCGAGGGAGCUGCCAUUAUGCAUCCCCUGAUUUUGUCGAUGGCGUUCCGGGAAAGGUGUUCAAAGCCCAUCCCAUUUUAAAGGGACCCUCUACAAGAUGAGCCCGGUCCGCGAUGAACGGCUAUCCUCAGUAAUAAAUCGUUGCCUUUUUUGUUAUUUAUUCGGGCUAUUCGCUUCUCACGUUUCUACAAAAUUGUUCCCUACUUGGUUGGCGAGCUGUUAGUUUUACAUCCUCAUAAAAAAAGAACAAUAUUGUCUAUAAUCCUUACAUUAACAAGUAUUGCUAACUUACUUGUUCUAACGGGGACCGACUUACAACACAGCAAUAAAAUACAAAAUUGGAAAUAAACCAAUUUGGGAUCUUGGAUCUUUACGGGAGCCAGUAGUAGAUUGGAUUCUUUAUUGAAUACCACAGUAUAACAAAAUGUGAGUUAUUUUCCUCUUCGGUUUAUGCAAAAGAGAUUUAUUCCAUUUACGUUGAGGGUUGUAACAAAAUUGGGUGCAUUAUCGGUCUUCAUGCAGUCAAUCAAUAUUGGAAAAAUGUUUUUAUUAAUAUAAAAAAUCGCGUUUUUCCGAGCUUCAUUCGCUAAGGACCCCAAAUCUUUGUAACGAUGGAAUAAUAUGUACAAGUAGGUCGAGUGGUGGGGACUUAGUUUAUAAAAUACGGUUCGCAAAUCCCCUCGUAAGUACCAAACAAAAUGUUCGGCGUUUUCGACGUUACAUCCUUCACGACAAUUCUUAUGUGUGUAUCUACUAUGUCGUCAGUAGAGCCAAGAGAAAUGGCAAAGGGAGACAUUAAAUGGAUAAUGACUGUUAUUCCAGAUGCUCUCAAGAAUUUAGCAGUCGUAACAAAUAGCAAUGCGGAGUGUAACAAACAUGGAGAACUUUACAAAAAUUGCCUCUCGAACAACUCAUUCUGGGCAGUGAAAAUGUACGAUUCGACAGCAUCUUCUCCAACAGGAUUUCUUACAAGCAGCAGCUAUAAUUUUGGCGCGUACGAUCAAUGUCUAAGCAUUGAAGUUCCUAGUUACAAUUUGAAUGGCCAAUACUGCUUGGUGUCUUUGAGUUUUCAACCUGACGCUCUGGUCUACCCAGAAUAUCAUAAAAUCCGAAAUGAUGCCGUAUACACGGAUGUAGGAGCUUUUGAAUCUGCCUGGCUUAAAUUAAAGAGAUCCAAGGACCCAAGGAUAAAAUACAGAGAUACAAUACAUUUGGCUGUUUGCGUCCCUUCGUCUUGCUCGCCUCAAGAUGUUCAGCUGGCCCUCCAAAAACUGCUCAAUCCAAUUUUAAAGCAAGGUGGAAUUGCUGGCAACAUAACUGUAGAUCCGAAAUACUGUCAGACCCUAGAAGAACGCUUGAAGCUGGACAUACACGGAUCAAUUUUCCUACUGAUCUUGGCCACCCUUACAACUUUGGUUGUAACAGCAACGCUUGUCCACAUAUUUGUUUUUAACGAUGAACAGCUAAGCAAACUGAGCAAUUGGUUUUUCAAGUUUUCACUAGUGACCAAUCUCAAAAAGCUCACAAAAUCAGAAGGUCCCAAAGAGCUACAGUUUCUCUCCGGAAUGAAAGUUUGGUCAAUGAUAAUAAUUAUUUAUGGCCAUCGACUACUGUCAAAUUUGUACAAAAAUGUACUUAAUCCAGAGGAUCAGGAAAAAAAAUAUGGACAGUUUCUGCAAACAGUUAACUUCAAUGGUGCAAUUGUUGUAAACACGUUUCUUCUCAUCAGUGGAUUUCUCUCUUACCAUAAAUACCUCUUACAAGUGGAAGAUAAAAGAAGAAUAAAUCCUUUCUUGUUUAUUCUCUUCAGGUGGUUGAGAGUGACACCAGUAUACAUGGUAGUCAUCGGCUUUUGUGCACUCAUCUUGCCCAUAAGUGAAGGAGGCCCAUUUUGGAAGAGUGAAGGGCUUACACGCUACUCUAAUUGCAGAAGAAACUGGUGGACAUAUAUAUUAUUCAUCAACAAUUAUUAUAAAACUGAGGAAGAGUGUUUGAUUCCUAGCUGGUAUCUAGCUGUGGACAUGCAAUUAUUUGUGAUUUGUACAGUUGUUGGUUACGUAACGCUAAAAAAUAGAAAAAUUGUAUCAGCUAUUAUUUCCAUUUUAUUACUAGCAUCAAUUGCCCUGCCAGCCUAUGUUUUUUACCAAGGAAAAUACAACGCUGUCAUUAAGUUUUAUUUGAACUACUUACCAAACUAUUUCCAUGAAGAAGAUUACAUAAACACAUACACAAGGACGCAUAUGAGAGCAAGCCCUUAUUUUGCAGGAAUGGCAACAGCACUUUUGUACAUACAUCUCCAAAAAAAUAAUUUCAAAUUUAACAAGUGGCAGAUGGGUACUGGGACGGUUCUAGCAGUACUUUUUACCAUCGGCACACUCCUAUCUGCCUGGAUUUUCUUCAUUCCAGGACAUGAAACAAGUCUGAUACUAAACGUACUUUAUGGAAGUUUAAACAGACUUUUAUGGGCGCUGGCACUGGCAUGGGUGAUACUGGCAGAAUCUACAACCGGAUUUGGUAUGGUUUCCCAUAUACUGAACCAAAACGUAUAUGCACCAUUGAGUAAAUUAACACUUUCCGUACUCAUCGUCCACACACCUUUGCAACAGUAUUUACUUCUUCAACAGAGGCUUCCAAACCAUUUAGAUUUAACAAUGACGAUAUGGAUGACUUGUGGCGAUGUAUUAAUAUCAUAUACGUUGGCUCUUAUUCUCUAUCUUAUCGUGGAAGCGCCAUUAUCUAAUCUGCAAGUGCUAUUGCUGAAGAAACUAUUAUCUAACAAAUAAAUCUGUUUAAAAAUGUAUUAUUUAUAAACAUUCCUAUAUUCCAUUAAAAACAUUUGCCUCUAAAAAUAAGUUUUCCCUUCUUCGAAAAACCCCGUCUUCAGUAUUAGAAGUACCGACCACUUUUUCAAUCACGAACA
Cimex lectularius (bed bug) is the source of this 3776-nucleotide messenger RNA. RefSeq names its product nose resistant to fluoxetine protein 6-like. Bases 1555 to 3639 code for a protein of 694 amino acids. The transcript is spliced from 13 exons. Gene Ontology annotation, molecular function: acyltransferase activity, transferring groups other than amino-acyl groups. The record is from RefSeq and is a predicted model, not a curated record. Lineage: Eukaryota; Metazoa; Arthropoda; Insecta; Hemiptera; Cimicidae.